CAUAACCCAUGCACAGAACUACGCAGAGAAACGGCAAGAUUUGUUGAGCUUCAACAGCAUCAUCGCCAUUACCACUGCCGUGCUCGUCCACUGCCAUGUUCCCGACUCGAGGCGUCGCCAGCGUGCUGCUGUUGAGCGCCGUGCUGCUCUGUGCGUGCCAACUGGCGCAGGGUGGCGUCAGCUUCCUGCCCAACGACUUUAAGAAUGAAGACAAGAAGGCGCCCACAGAAGUCGUUCAGCGCCGGUCGGAGGGAGCGGAGCGCUACACUGACGACGACACGGAGCAAAUCAAAAUCUUGGCUCCUCUGGAGGUGGGCAUCGCCAUGAGCUUUGACGAAUAUCGCAAGUAUGGGGCCAUCCUCAAUGAAAUGUUCAAGGAGCUGCUGAAUGUGGACUUGAUAGAAAAGUGAUUCGAAGAGAUGACCACAGAAUGGAGAAUGAAAGGUCGGGCUUGAGAAUGCAAGCGGUAUAAAUAACCUUCAAAGUAACUUAAAUAAGCCAUGGAGUUACCUUUUUUGAGGAUGUAAUUCAUUGAUUUGUGUUACCAAUCAGGUCAUGAGAAUCGCAUUGUAAUUAUUUGAGAGCACAGCAAUGAGCAUGUACGUAUUUGAAUAUAACUCUGUAUAAAUAAAGAAUGCAUGCCUAUAAA
Molecule: messenger RNA, 649 nt
Organism: Lethenteron reissneri (Far Eastern brook lamprey)
Lineage: Eukaryota; Metazoa; Chordata; Hyperoartia; Petromyzontiformes; Petromyzontidae
Product: appetite-regulating hormone-like
Cellular component (GO): extracellular region
Molecular function (GO): hormone activity
Source: RefSeq, a predicted model, not a curated record